AUGACGAAAGAGCUCGCCGGAGAAGACAACCGGCAGAGCUGGGUAAACCGGCCAAGAAUCGCCGGCGAGAACAACGAAGAGCCGCGACGCCGCAAAGACCCAGCCUUGAUCGCCGAAGAAAAGCAGCGACCAAGCCGAAAUCGCCGGCGAAAACCCAGCCGCGAUCGCGAUCAGAGAAGAACCCGGCGAUUCAAAAGCUCGCCGGAAGAAAACGGCGAUUCAGAAAUUCGCCGGAAGGAAACGCAAUCCAGAAAAAUCAGCGAAGAACAGCGACCCAUCGCGACCCAACCGAGAUCUGAAACAGAACCAGUAGAAAUCCAGCCAAAAUCGCUAGAGAACGACGUUUCGUAUUCUGGCCAGAAAGAUCCAUUUGAUCACCGGAAAGACGAUCAGAUGGUGCGACCAAAGAAGAACAGAACAGACGCGAUCAGAAAAGAACAGUGUCCUAGCCGAGAUCGCAACGCCGAAAAAAUAAAGGCCGAAACAGCCUUGAUUGCCGAAGAGCGACCCAGAUUCGACGAAGAACAGCGAACAGAUACGACGAGUGAAGAGAACAAGAGAACAGCGGGAGAUUUCGGUUCGUGUUCCACUCGAACGCCAGGAAGAAAAUUGGGUGAAGAAAUUUAUGGGGAGGAAUAG
Molecule: messenger RNA, 639 nt
Organism: Cornus florida
Lineage: Eukaryota; Viridiplantae; Streptophyta; Magnoliopsida; Cornales; Cornaceae
Exons: 3
Coding region: 1-639 (212 amino acids)
Source: RefSeq, a predicted model, not a curated record